This is a messenger RNA of Conger conger (European conger), 2474 nucleotides long. It is a transcript of the gene mettl22, whose product is annotated as methyltransferase 22, Kin17 lysine. Gene Ontology annotation, cellular component: nucleus. The transcript is spliced from 11 exons. The record is from RefSeq and is a predicted model, not a curated record. Lineage: Eukaryota; Metazoa; Chordata; Actinopteri; Anguilliformes; Congridae. Gene Ontology annotation, biological process: protein methylation. Gene Ontology annotation, molecular function: protein methyltransferase activity. Bases 121 to 1290 code for a protein of 389 amino acids.
CUUCCAUGUGUGGUAGGUACGCUUUGGCUGUUGCACUGCAUUCAGUCGUGUAGUGUGGCUGCGGCCAAUGAGUGUGGAGUGUGGAGGUUUCCCCCCGCUACUUGACAUGUGAGGCUGGACAUGGACCAGGUCACCUUCCGCAGUGACACCGUGCUUUCCGACGUGCACCUGCUGUUUCCCAAUGCCCGCCAUCUCAUGACCCGCCUCAAUGCUGUGGGACAGCCAGUCUUCAUUUCCCGGUUUAACAUCCUGCGAGACAGCGAGGGAGCGGGCGAGGCCGGGGACGGAGCCUCUACGGCGGACGCCGGCGAUGACCCUGGCGAUGACGCCGGCGCGGUGAGAGGAGGAGAAGAGGAGGCCCAGCGAGGGAGGAGGAAGGAGCGCGGGACCCAGAUCAGCGCUUCCCUGGACGAGGACGGAGACCUGGACGUGAUGCGGAGACCCACGAACCCCACCGCCCAGGAGCCGGGCGUGGCCACGCGCCACGCCAUCUGUCCCAUCGUCCUGACCCAGGGAGGAGGCGCGCCCGCGGAUGCCGAGGAGGAGGAGGAGCCCGGUGAGGGAGAGGAGCUCAGAGCAGAUGUGCUUAUAAUCGAACAUACAAUGGCUACACCCAUGGAAGAUGUCGGAAAACAGGUCUGGCGUGGUGCUAUCCUAUUGGCUGAUUUCAUUCUCUCUCAGCCAAUACUAUUCCAGGGAGCCACUGUGCUGGAACUUGGAGCCGGGACUGGAAUUACCAGCAUCGUCGCGGCAACGUUGGCUAAAAGGGUUUACUGCACAGAUGUGGGGCAGGAUCUCCUGAGCAUGUGUCAGCGCAAUGUGACAUUAAACAGACAUCUGCUGGAUCCUGCAGAUAAAGUACGAAUCCGUGAACUUGACUGGCUUGGAGACGAGUUCAGCACAGAGACUGGGACAGAGUUCAGUUGGACAGAGGAAGAAGUGGCGGACCUGCAUGACAAUGCCACCUUGCUGCUGGCUGCUGAUGUGUGCUAUGAUGAUGAGCUCACCAAUGCCUUCUUCAGAACGAUAUACCGGCUCACCAGUCACUUCCGUCACCCCAGCACCAUUUACCUGUCCAUUGAGAAAAGGCUGAAUUUCACUCUGCGGCACAUGGACGUGUCCUGCGAGGCCUACGACCACUUCUGCCGCUGCCUGGACGACCUGGGGGACAUGGCCGAUGGCAGAACCAGGUUCACGGUGGAGCGGGUCGCCCCUCAGUUCCCGCAGUUCUUCUACUAUGAGCGCAUAGAGCAGCUGGAGCUGUGGAAGGUAACGGCAUCUCCCCUUUAAGGCCAUACGUUUUGGAUGGCUGCAAUCAGGUGCUUGUAUGACCCGGUGGACUCUUGGGAGAAGGAAAGUUCUGGAACCUUUCAACACCAGUGAAUACCAACUCUAAACCACCAGUGUAGAAAAGUUAAUGCUUUAUGAGUUGUGUGUGAUUUUUGUGUGUGGGAUUCAUUUUUAAAUAAUUUCUUAUUUUUUAAAUGCAUUACAAAAGUAUUCAUGUCAUAAUUUUAGACUUAAAAAGAUUAAACAGGUAAUUUUGGACUCGUAACGUUCAAAAGAAGAAUUGCGGCAACAAACACUCUCAAACCACAACAGUGUUUAUCCCUCCUCAUUCUCUGUUGAAACGCCAUUAGCUGUGGCAAUUAGAACCAAUUUUCCACCGAUGAGCUUGAAUUAUCGUACAGCUGUACAAUGUUUUGGUACAGAGUGUCGGUGCAUCAACGGUAUAUUUUGAAACCCGAAUUUAAGGACUAUAAACAUAGGCGGAGGGUGAGUCAACAUGUCAGUGAGCAUUUUUCAAUGAUAGGGAGGGAAUUACAAUGGUCUUGUAAAAAUCUUACCUAUUGUACCUUUAAAAAGGGUGCAUCGAUCUAAAUGUUUACAGUCACUACAUUCAUCAGAGACGAUCGUUCUUCAGUUGAGAUGAGGCUGUCGUUUUAGAUGAAGAUUACAGCCGGUGCGCUGCCUUCAUUGUUGUCCUGUGUGCCGUUUCCAUCCUGCAGCCCUGUAGCAAUGUUCUAGCAGAAGGUAAUCACCAGCAUAUAGCACCAUUUUGCUGUAGAAGUAACUGAAUCAGUAUUGAAUCCUUAGCCUCAUAAAAUCUCAAACAGGAGAAUGGAUUUUUUAUGAAUACAAUCGCAGAAUGUCCUCACACCCCUCCUCAGCACUUUAAUGCGAUUAACGGUUUUUCUUUUGUUUUCAGAAGGUUUGUUUUGUUUGGUUUGUUUUCAUAAUAGAUUCUGAAACCAAAUAAUACAAGGGACAAGUUAUAUAGUUUUUAGCAGGCAACUUAUGUUUUUAUCUCCUGCAAAAUAAUGUGAAUUUGUCGAACAGAAUGUGGCUAUUUUAGCUGUAUCUGUAUGUUUUUCAAAACAAAUAUAGGAAUUACAACAAGGUUUGGUACAAUAGAUGGUGAAUGUAAACUUAUUUAAAAUAUUUUAAUUUACAUUGCUAAACUGUAUAUUAAU